ACAAUACACAUGGAUGGUGAUCAGAUUAUUGUGGAAGUACAAGAAACGUUUUUUUUAUCUAAUUCAGAUGUAACUGUCCAUAAUUUUAUUCCUGAUGAUCCAGACUCAAUUAUAAUCCAAGAUGUUAUUGAAAAUGUUGUUAUUGAAGAUUUUCAUUGUUCACAUAUUUUAGAGGAAACAGAUAUAUGUGAUAAUGUCAUCAUUCCUGAGCAAGUGCUUGAUUUAGAUAUAACUGAAGAAAUAUCUUUAGCACAGUUCCCAAUUCCAGACCUGUUAGCUUCUAGUAUUACAUCAACCUCCUUGACUAUGCCUGAACAUGUGUUGAUGAGUGAAGCUAUACAUGUGUCUGAAGUGGAACAUAUUGAACACGUAAUUCACAAUAGCAUAGUAGAAACAGAAGUCAUCACUGACCCUCUGACAGCUGACAUUUCAGAAAUAUUAGUAGCAGAUUGUGCUUCUGAAGCAAUCUUAGAUUCCAGUGGGAUGCCUUUGCAACAGCAAGAUGAUUCCAAAAUCAACGCUGAGGACUGUCUUAUGAUUUCUUUGGAUGAUGCUGGCAAAACAGAUCAUGAAGGUUCCACUGAGGUUACCAUGCAUGCAGAACCAGAAAUAGAUCAUUAUAGACUGGAUGGCACAUGUCCUGAAGUUAUCAAGGUGUACAUUUUUAAAGCUGACCCUGGAGAGGAUGACCUAGGACAAACUAUAGACAUUGUAGAGAGUGAAACUAACAAUGAUGAUGGAGCUGAACUAUUUGAUCAGAACAGCACUAUUCAUGCUCCCAGAGACAAAAUGGUUUAUAUGACUAUCAGUGACUCUCAGCAGGAAGAUAAAGAUUAUAGUAAUAAUUCAGUGGGUGAAAACCAGAAUGUCACUGCAAGGCCUGUCUCUCACCUAGAUGAGUCUGGUGACCUUGACAGACUGCCAAAACGAAAACUAAAGAAAAAAAGAAGACAUGCGUCCAGACACUAUCCAACUGCAAUAAUUGUUGGUCCUGAUGGACAACCUUUAACAGUCUAUCCUUGCGUGUUUUGUGGAAAGAAAUUUAAGUCUAAAAGUUUCUUGAAAAGACACUUGAAAAAUCAUCCUGAACACUUGGCCAAUAAAAAAUACCACUGCACUGACUGUGAUUACAGUACCAACAAGAGGAUAAGUUUACAUGAUCACCUGAAGAGGCACAAGAUGACCAGUAAGGCUGGAAAGGACACAGAGUGUGAUGAGUGUGGGAACCAUUUCUCCCAUGCUGGGGCUUUAUGUAUUCACAAAACAACUCAUGGAGAGAAAGAAGCCAGCAAAACAUACAAGUGUAAGUUCUGUGACUAUGAAACAGAUGAACAAGCGUUAUUGAAUCGCCACCUUUUGGCAGUCCACAGCAAGAAGUUUCCUCACAUUUGUGUAGAGUGUGGUAAGGGUUUCCGUCACCCGUCAGAGCUCAAAAAGCACAUACGCGUUCACACUGGAGAGAAGCCCUAUGAAUGCCAGUAUUGCGAGUACAAGUCUGCAGACUCCUCUAACUUGAAAACACAUGUAAAAACUAAGCAUAGUAAGGAGAUACCAUUGAAAUGUGACAUCUGUGUGCUGACUUUCUCAGACACUAAAGAGGCACAGCAACAUGCUCUUACCCACCAAGAAAGCAAAACACACCAGUGUUUGCACUGUAACCAUAAGAGUUCAAACUCAAGUGAUUUGAAGCGACACAUAAUUUCAGUUCACACAAAGGACUAUCCUCAUAAGUGUGAGAUGUGCAACAAAGGGUUCCAUAGGCCUUCAGAACUCAAGAAACAUGCAGCUACCCAUAAAAGUAAAAAAAUGCACCAGUGUAGACACUGUGACUUUAAGAGUCCAGAUCCGUUUGUGCUCAGUCGCCAUAUUCUCUCAGUUCACACAAUGAGUGUCCCAUUCAAGUGUAAGAGAUGUAAAAGGGGAUUUCGACAACAGUGUGAGCUUCAAAAUCAUAUGAAGACACACAGUGGCAGGAAAAUGUAUCAGUGUGAGUACUGUGAAUAUAGCACUACAGAUGCCUCAGGCUUCAAGCGACACGUUAUCUCCAUUCAUACCAAAGACUAUCCUCACUGUUGUGAGCACUGCAAGAAAGGAUUCCGGAGACCCUCGGAAAAGAAUCAGCAUAUAAUGAGACAUCAUAAAGAAGUUGACCUACCCUAA
Messenger RNA from Phodopus roborovskii (desert hamster), 2160 nucleotides. RefSeq names its product zinc finger X-chromosomal protein-like. Gene Ontology annotation, cellular component: nucleus. Lineage: Eukaryota; Metazoa; Chordata; Mammalia; Rodentia; Cricetidae. Gene Ontology annotation, biological process: regulation of DNA-templated transcription. The record is from RefSeq and is a predicted model, not a curated record. The transcript has 6 exons. Gene Ontology annotation, molecular function: DNA-binding transcription factor activity, RNA polymerase II-specific; metal ion binding; RNA polymerase II cis-regulatory region sequence-specific DNA binding. Bases 10 to 2160 code for a protein of 716 amino acids.